AUUAGUGCUGCUUUUGAAACUUGUCACGACUAAUGAAGAUCCUGAUGUAUUUUUGAGCAACCCAGGUUGUUUGGUGGUUGCAGGUGGUGAUGCUGCAACCAUAUCUCACAACUUCAAAGUCGUUUUUUAAAGGACCCAUGUGUUGCUAUUUAUGAAGGCAAAAAGUAAAAAUACCGAUUUAUAUAUAAAUAUCUAGUUAAUAAAUAAAAAAAUCCAGGUAUUUAUAUAUAUUAGAUUGCUUUAAUUUGAAGGGUUCCUUCCGGAAGUUGGACAGAUCUCGCCGGAAAUGGAACUAGAACCAGAGGCAUGUAUGUUGGUAGUAGUCUGCCAACCGUACUUUGACAGCAAGAACGUAACCCUUCGUUCUCGCAAUGAAACGUUGACCGUGUCCAGAAGACAUUUGUUGCUACCGAAAGUUUCACCAUGUCCGGAGCGUUUGCAAGGCUGCUAUUCUACCCAACUUUAGCCUACAAUGUUGCCAUGGAGAAGGUGUCCUCGAGGCGAUGGUUCGACCGGGUGGACGAAACGGUCAUCCUGGGAGCGCUUCCGUUCAGAUCCAUGACCAAACAGCUGGUGGAAUCAGAAAAUGUUCGAGGGGUUAUUACCAUGAAUGAGGAGUACGAAACCAAGUAUUUCUGCAACUCAUCUGAGGAGUGGAAAGCUGCUGGUGUGGAGCAGCUGAGGCUGAGCACUGUGGACCUCACCGGCGUUCCCAGCCUGGAGAACCUCCACAAAGGCGUGGAGUUCACGAUGCAGCACAGAGAGCAGGGAACCAGCGUGUAUGUCCACUGCAAGGCAGGACGCUGCCGCAGCGCCACACUCGCUGCUGCGUACCUCAUACGGUUACACUGCUGGACUCCAGAGGAGGCAUGUCAGAAGCUCGCAUCAGUUCGACCGCACAUCCUGGUGCGCUCGGCUCAGCUGGAAAUGCUUCACAAAUACUACGACGAGGUGUGUGUACGGUCCAGCUGAGGUUCUGGUGGUGUGGAUUUGCAGCAGGGCUGUGGAUUGGACCGUGCAGUGUUAUCAAAAGAGCUGGAACCUGAACUGUGAGCCUCCAUCAAAGCCACAGACACACAAAACACAUCUACUGUAGGACAAUCCUCUGUCACCGUGUUCAGUUUGCUGAAUUUAUUAUUUUAAAAUAAAAUUAUGUCUUUUAUAAAAAGCCAAGUAUUUGUGGAUUACUGAAAAGAAAAAAAAGAAGAAAAGAAAGAGAAUUCGUACUUUUUCCCCAGAAUUCCCUGUCAGAAUUCCGAGGUUAAAAGUCAGAAUUCUGAGAAAAAAGUAAGAAUUCUUUCUUUUUUUUUCCUUGUCAGUGGCUCUAAUCCUCUUCCGUACAGAGUAGAAAUAAAUAAAUAAAGUCAAUAUUAAUACCCCCCUCCCCCGGCUCUAGACGGUCGGCGAAUUGUCCGCUCCCGACCCCGUGACCCCGUCUCACUCUUUGAAAUGUUCAAAAGUUGGCAGCCCUGCUUCCUACAAAUGCUCGGAAAAAAAUAAAUAGGCUACUUUGUGAAGGAAUUAGGACAUAAUAUAUAAUACAAUAUUAUUCAAUAAUUACCACAAAUCGCCAGGGGAAAUGUGAUUAUAUUCAAUUUUUGUGAUUUGUCCCACCAUACGCUGUUCAAACCUAUGGUUCAAACUGACGUACGGCGCCGGGAUGUUUGGAACUACUGCGAGCUCCAUGAACCAUGUGACCGCGAGUCGGCGAGUUCAAAGCGUGUCACAACUCGGCUCUGCUCUACACUAGCUCCUUUAGCUUUUCUUUCUUUUAGGAUUUCUUUCUACUUUUUGCUUAGCCAUGUGCUGCAGCGCCUCCUUCUGGACAACAGCUAGAACUACAUCAGCCUUGCUGCACAUGGACACAAAAUACAAGAAAUAUGAAUGUGUUGUAAACACAGAUUCGUAAUGCCAUUUGCAUCAUAUUUGCUCCAUGAGUUUCUGAGACUUCUAUCUCAUCAACAUGAUCGAUAUUUGCCUUAAAAACCUGUUUUAUAUAAUCUGAUACAUGUUUUCUGCCCCUUACUGGAUUAUAAUGCCAAUACUGGCAGAUCAAGUUUAGUUUUGAUCAUUUGAUCAUUUUGAUCAUUCCCAACAUGGCUGCGCCUGGUAAACGAUCCACUCACCCACCCAUUGUGUCUGAACCCGCUUUGUCCGGGGGGGGGGGGGGGGGGGGGGGUCUGGUGCCCAUCUCCAGCGGUCAAUGUACCCCGCCAUGUAAAACUGUCUGCAUCAAAUUUGAUACUGUAUAAAAUGUGCUUUUCCCUGAAUUGUCAUUUUUCUAAUUUAAUCUACAUAAAACUUACUAAAAUACAAACACAUGCUACUUUGUUGACUUAAUUAAUCUAAUUAAUCACUGAAAUCACAUCUAUACAUUUAGAGUAUUUCCACAAUAACACUUCCUCUGAAAUAUCAAUUUCCCUCUGGGAUUAAUAAAGUAUUUUUGAACUGAA
Nothobranchius furzeri (turquoise killifish) is the source of this 2453-nucleotide messenger RNA. It is a transcript of the gene ptpmt1, whose product is annotated as protein tyrosine phosphatase mitochondrial 1. The record is from RefSeq and is a predicted model, not a curated record. NCBI's taxonomy places the organism in Eukaryota, Metazoa, Chordata, Actinopteri, Cyprinodontiformes, Nothobranchiidae. Gene Ontology annotation, molecular function: phosphatidylinositol-4,5-bisphosphate 5-phosphatase activity; protein tyrosine/serine/threonine phosphatase activity; phosphatidylglycerophosphatase activity. Gene Ontology annotation, biological process: protein dephosphorylation.